AUGGAUUCCGUUUGCUCUGUUCCAGUCUGUACUCCGUUUAUCGCCCAUAUAACCUCGGCCCACCCAAAUCAAGUUCAGUGGUCUCUACCCAUCCAAAGGAUCCGAAACCAGUCAAUCAUGAUAUCCUUACCUUUCAACCAAUCGGCCAAUCACGCUAUACUUACCUUUCAACCAACCCCUUCGAUUCUUAUUCUGCAGCAGUAUAUAAUCUCGGUUCCUUACCUUAAUGUCUACAGCUCAAUUUCUUUUUCAGUGAUGGCAAGAAUCCGCGAAAGACGUUUUUUUCUUUUUCUUCUUUUUGUGUUCUUUCUGAAUGGCAGCAUAGCUCUCCCUCGUGCAGGAAUGCUGCACACUCUGCCGCAAAAGGGGACCACUUUCUUCCCCCGAAAAAUGCCAAUGCCAACAUCAGGGCCCAGCAAGCGGCAUAAUGAUGUUCCGAUUCCAGAAACAGUAGUAUAUGGUUCAAAACGCCUUGUUCCAUCCGGCGCGAAUCCCCUCCAUCACUAGUAUAGUGGAGGUCUUAUUUGUAUUGCAAUAAUGAAUCAAUGUACGAACACAAAUAAUGAGCAGACCUGCCCACUUUUCUAUGUGGGUUCAUUUCACAAUGUAUUUUUGUUUUGAAUAAAGAAGCGCGCCCCUGUUAGUGUAACGUAGGUGUCUU
Messenger RNA from Brassica napus (rape), 661 nucleotides. RefSeq lists its product as uncharacterized. The record is from RefSeq and is a predicted model, not a curated record. Lineage: Eukaryota; Viridiplantae; Streptophyta; Magnoliopsida; Brassicales; Brassicaceae.